CCAGCCGCAGCUCAUCAAGCACACACACACGCAAUAGUUUAUUAAGAUGAGUAUCACAAUGAAGAACAUCAUAACUGACAGUCUCAAGCCAUCUUCACGACCACGUCUACUCCUCCUAGCUUUAGUUUAUGUAGUUUUCACAUAUUUUUCAACUUAUUACAACAAAACAAUCCACGCACAUUGCUACGGCGAUAUUGUAAAGAAUGAAUGCCGUGGACACAAAUUUAGUCAAGAUAAUGUGAUGCAAAUGAUUUUAUUGAUUCUAUAUGCAGCUGUGGCAAAAGCAAUAAUGAUUAUAAUGGACCAGAUGCCAAAUAUUGAGAGUAAAAUUGAGAGCAAGGCGCCAAAACUUUUAUUUUGGUUUAUCGGAGCCGGCAUUGCGCUCUCAUCGACAUUCUCACAGUUGGGAAAAGAGCAUACGACUUACUCAAUUUAUACAGCCUUUGCAUCGUCGUUGCCAUUGAUUGCUUUGAUCAGCAGUUUAAUCCUGUCAAAGAAGAUCUACGAGGUCCAAAAGUACUUCAUAGUAAUGUCAAUAAUCUUUGGCUUAUUUUGGCACCUGAAUGACUCGAAACCUAGUUCUGGGGAUGUUCUUGGUGUCGUCUACAUGAUCCUCUUUGUCAUCAUCUUUGGAGCCACUCAAGGACUUACAGAACGAGUCAGAAUGUCCAAAAGUCCAUCAACAUUGAGUUACAUCAUGUGGAUUAAUCUUUUUGCAGCUCCGCUGUUCCUCAUUCCUGUAAUAAUUUAUGAUGAAUCAUUCAAGUUCUUCGUCCUUUCUGUUGAGAAUCUCGAUGUCUACUUUGAUAUUGGAGUCAUGGGACUUUUUGGAUUUGUCAUGAACUUCAUCACAUUCUUGAUCAUUGUUGAGUACGGAGUCCUUACAUCUGUAAUUCUUUAUGCAACUAAAGAUGUCUUUGUGACAAUUAUUGAGCGAAUCAUCGACGGAUCAAUCCUGUCUGCAGAUGAUCACAUGCUCAAUGUCAAAUGGAUUGGAUUAGGAAUUCUCAUGAUUGGAUUAAUAUCUGAUCUAGCCAUUGGCGAUCAAAAGUUCUGUGAACAUCAUAAAGAUCAAAUUGAAGUGGAACUAGCAAAUGCAACUGAGCUGCAGACUUUAAAUGCUAAUAAUAAUGAAAAUGGAAAGGAAGAUGAAAAGGAAUAAAAUUAUAUUUAAAUUAA
Messenger RNA from Chironomus riparius, 1179 nucleotides. The record is from the annotation of a GenBank genome assembly. Lineage: Eukaryota; Metazoa; Arthropoda; Insecta; Diptera; Chironomidae.